AUGUUUUAUUAUGAAUUGAGGCGUUAUCAAAAUAAGCCAAAAGUAACUUUAUCUCUAACUAAAGUUUUGAGCUAUCGGUAUUAUAUUUUAAUAUAUUUAUAAGUUGACCAACAAUUAAUAUGCAAUUUUAUGACUUUUAUUUUUAUUUUUAUAGAACAUAGGUAUGUAUAUAUAAUUAAUGAAAGAGAUUAAUGGACACUAAAUCCGAGCCACAGCGUGAACAAAUGCAUUUUUGCUUGCCAACAGUAUUCAGAAUAUUAUUCACUUAAUUUGAACUGGCUUGUAAUUGA
Messenger RNA from Paramecium octaurelia, 290 nucleotides. Lineage: Eukaryota; Ciliophora; Oligohymenophorea; Peniculida; Parameciidae. The record is from the annotation of a GenBank genome assembly.